Messenger RNA from Cricetulus griseus (Chinese hamster), 650 nucleotides. Lineage: Eukaryota; Metazoa; Chordata; Mammalia; Rodentia; Cricetidae. The record is from RefSeq and is a predicted model, not a curated record.
UUUAGGGCUGGCUACCUUAUUGGUGGGCACUGCGACACACUGUUUGGAAAGUCUGCCUCCACAUGAGUCCUGUGUCCCUGCUCUGUGGAGAGAUGCGUCCUGAGAGGGCUACCGUGUGGUACAAGCGGAUGUCUUUCGUGUACGCAAUUGGCGCCUGGUCGGUGCUGGGCUCGGCGAUUUUCUUUACACGGAACCAGAAGGCGUCAGGUGAUGGAGUAGAGCAAAAAGAUGGCUCAAGGAAUGAAACACCUGUUUUGACAAGUGAAGCCUCUGACUUAGAAAGGGAAAUAAAUGAACCCAUUGAAGGGUCUUAUGUGGAAAGAUUUGUACAGUAUUCAGAAGAAUCUGUUCCGGUUACUCAAAGGAUCCUGGAUUAUUUGAAGUCAUGGACUGGUGGGCCUGGGCCAGAAUCAUGAUCAGCUGCUGAAUUCAGAAAACAAGGACUUGACUCAGUGUUUGAUAGAUGCCUUGAUUUCCAUUUCACAUUUGUGGAAAGAAUGUAUUUAAUUUGAUUUUGUAAAAUAUAAUCAUUAAUAAUGUGCAACAAAGGAGUUCUUGGAGGAACUGAAUACAUAAUUCAAGAGGUAGUUUUCUGUGUUUAUAUGGCUGGAAGGUUGAUAUAUACCAUUAAAUUUUUAAAAUUACAUUUA